AUGAAAACAUGCAUAGGCCUUGUAGCCAACGGCGUAAAAGAUGAGAAAAAAGAAACAUCCAAUAAUACGUGGUUGGUGGGUGGUGUGUUCGGUGUGGCAGGGUGCGAGCACGCGCGCUUCAUCAGGUCGGUGGUGAGCUCGUGGCGGCUGGCGGAGGUGUUCGUGCUGUGCGAGCAGCUGGAGGCGGGGCGCCGCGCUGCGCGAUCUGCUCGUGCAGGCCGAGCUGGCACGCGAGCCGGCGCCCGCGCUGCACGCAGACCUGCUCGCUGCACUGCGCGACAGGUGGUGGUGCGACGUGGAGCUGGUGGGCGCAGGCUGGUCACUGGCGGCACAUCGUGCCAUACUAGCCGCCAGGUGUUCGUACUUCAGGGAACUGCUGCAGAGGUAUCCCAAGUUGUUGUUUGCAGCGGAUGCCGCGUGCCGCUAGAGGGCGUGGGCGCGUCGCUGUCGAAGGAGGAGCUGCAGGCGAGCGUGCGCGCGCUCUACGCCGGGCCCGCCGCGCCGCGCCGCCUGCGACCUGUGCUCCAAAUGGGAGAGGAAUGCAAAAGUGGAGUCCGACCUAGACAUCAUAAGCGGGGAGAACACCGCUUGUAA
Molecule: messenger RNA, 594 nt
Organism: Parnassius apollo (apollo)
Lineage: Eukaryota; Metazoa; Arthropoda; Insecta; Lepidoptera; Papilionidae
Source: the annotation of a GenBank genome assembly